Lathyrus sativus (Indian pea) is the source of this 1158-nucleotide messenger RNA. The record is from the annotation of a GenBank genome assembly. NCBI's taxonomy places the organism in Eukaryota, Viridiplantae, Streptophyta, Magnoliopsida, Fabales, Fabaceae.
AUGGGGAAGAAGAAGAAGAGAGUCGCUUCGAAAGUAUGGUGUUAUUAUUGCGAUCGUGAAUUCGACGACGAGAAGAUCUUGGUUCAGCAUCAGAAAGCUAAGCACUUUAAGUGCCAUGUCUGUCAUAAGAAGCUUUCAACUGCUGGUGGUAUGUCCAUUCACGUUCUUCAGGUCCACAAGGAAAACGUCACCAAGGUGCCAAAUGCAAAACCUGGUAGAGAGAGUACAGAUAUUGAAAUAUAUGGAAUGCAAGGGAUUCCGCCGGAUGUAUUGGCUUCCCAUUAUGGAGAUGAAGAUGAUGAUAUUCCAUCAAAGACAGCCAAGGUAGAAAUCCCAUCAUCUCCAUUUUUAGGUGGAAUGGCGCCACCUCCUAUGGGUGCCGGGUAUCCUCCACGAACUAUGUUGGGAACAAUUCGACCAAUUUAUAAUCCUGCUCUACCAGUACCUCCUAAUGCUUGGGGAGUGGCUCCACCUCGACCUCAGCCAUGGUAUCCUCAGCCUCCAGCUGCUUCAAUUCCCCCUCCUGUUCCAUACGCACAUCAACCAUUAUUUCCUGUGCAGAAUGUGAGGCCUCCAAUGCCAUCAACUAAUUCACCCGCAUUACAAACUCAGAUUACUCCUCCUGGACUGCCAACAUCUACACCUUCUGUCCCAGUUUCACAGCCUUUAUUUCCCGUUGUUGGAAAUAAUCACACAACGGCUCAAAGUUCACCAUUUUCUGCUGCACCUCUGUCAUCAACUGUUCCAUCAGUAACUCCUGUAUUUUCUUCAAAUGUCCCUAUUGAUGCACAUUUGGGCAUUAACUCUUCUGUGACAAGUAGUUAUCAAGCAAUAGGGCUUCAAGGCGGGACAGCAAGUAACUCACAUUCUUAUGCGUCUGGCCCAAAUACCGGUGGUCCUUCAAUUGGACCUCCCCCAGUAAUCUCAAACAAAGCUCCUGCUACUCAGCCUGCCACUAACGAAGUCUACUUAGUUUGGGAUGACGAGGCAAUGUCCAUGGAGGAAAGAAGAAUGUCUUUAACAAAAUAUCAGGUGCAUGAUGAAAGUAGCCAGGUAAGUCAUACUACCUUUUUAAUACAUGGAGUUGCUAUCACAUCUAACCAGAUGAGUAGGCUUUAUGAUUUCUGUUUUCAGAUUCAGUUGUUUACAUAUAUUUAA